AAGAUAUUUCGAAGAUGAAGAGGCAAAAAAGACGAAAGAGAACGAUGUACUUCUAAGAAAUGAAAAGAGAAAAUGAUCAGAAGAGGUGCUGGAAUUGGUAUAAUAUUUCUUGUCGGUCAGUUGAUGCAGACUGGUCUGGAGAAUAUUCCCUCUGUUACACUGGCAAUAAUUUUAUUAAACUCUGCAGUGUAUCUUAGACUAUUCAACAAUUUGCCCUCUGUUAAUAAAGCUUGUAUAAGUUAUGCUCAUGUCAUGUAUGGUCAAGAUUGGAAUCGAAUUAUUCUAUCGCCAUUUUAUCAUUUGGACGAUAUUCAUUUAUAUUAUAAUAUGACUUCAUUCUUGUGGAAAGGAAUGAUACUUGAACGAAAACUUGGUUCUUUUGGCAUGUUGUAUCUUCUUUCAGUCUUCUCGAUUUUAACAGGCAUUGUGUUGUUAUGCAUUGACUAUUGCCUUGCAAUGUUAUUGAAUGAUUUUUCAUAUCUUCACACAUGUGCAGCAGGGUUUUCUGGAGUAAUAUUUGCUCUCAAAGUUGUCACAACUUAUAAUCUUCCCAUGUCAAGUAUGACAAACGUUUUCCUCUUUAAUGUACCAAGUCGUUUCGCGUGUUGGGUUGAACUUGUUCUUAUUCAAGUUGUCGCACCAGCAACCUCUUUUACAGGUCAUCUUGCUGGAAUUAUUGUUGGUUUACUUUACGUCACUGGACCAUUAAAACAGAUCAUGAAUUUUAUGGGAAAUAUCAUCAUGGGAACACCAGUGAGACAACUGUACAGAUCUCGUCCAUCGUAUACUUAUCAUUCUCAACAGUCAGGUUAUCACUCCAUGGCAGAUGAAGAUGAUCAACUUCAAACAGCUAUUGAUGAAAGUUUAAAUGAUUUUAGACAACAUAACCAACAAACUUUAAAUUCUAAUCACCCUGUUUCAAAUGAAGACAUUAGACAAAGGCGACUGAGGCGAUUUCGAAAUUAGUGAAUAAAAUAUAGUUAACAUUUUUGUCAUCGUAAA
Molecule: messenger RNA, 1002 nt
Organism: Xenia sp. Carnegie-2017
Lineage: Eukaryota; Metazoa; Cnidaria; Anthozoa; Malacalcyonacea; Xeniidae
Product: rhomboid-related protein 4-like
Exons: 3
Coding region: 73-966 (297 amino acids)
Cellular component (GO): membrane
Molecular function (GO): serine-type endopeptidase activity
Source: RefSeq, a predicted model, not a curated record